GUUAACUUUCAUUCCAGUUAAAUUAACACAAGAGAAUGGUGUUGAGUGUGCUGUGGUAAAACGGUGGCUGUUUUUGAACAUGUGAUUUGUUUGUCCAUCGUCCGGUUUAGCAUUUUCGAAAUGGCCGUCAAAAAUUUACCGGGUUCGACGCGGUUCUUUUGGAUUUUUACGCUAGCGUUGUGGACACCAGAGGUAUGGGGUCAGCUCGUCGACAGCGACUUCAUCCCCCAGGUCUCCGCCACGUGCAAAGCCGGGAACAUGAACAUCCGCGUAGCAUUCAACAACAGCUUCUACGGCGCCGUCCACGCCAGGGACUACCGAACGCCGGGCUGCAUGGUCCACGGAGACGGUGCUAAAUCUGUCGGUCUGGACAUCAAUCUGAUGGCCCAGCAGGGGAGCAGCGAUUACUGCGGACUGCUCGUCAACAAUAAAACCGAAGAACGCUCCGUCCCCAUCGCCGUGCGCAUCCACCGAACUCUGGAGCUCGCCGACGACAAGUUCUACGUCAUCACGUGCGGCAAAGCCGGCUUCCGGAACGCCCGGAACGAAACCUCGCUGGUGUCCCUCCGGCUUCUGGAUGGCAGCCGCAAAAUCACCCAAGCCGUCUACAACAAGCCCUAUACUCUUCGGGCGGAAAUCUCGCGUCCCGACGGCACCUACGGCUUCCGGGUGAAGUCCUGCUUCGCCUUCAAUAAGCUGAGCAGCAGGGUGCCGCUGAUCGACGACAAGGGUUGUCCUACUAAUGGCGAUGUCAUCGGCCCUUUCACCUACGACGAGAAGAAAGGGACAGCCGAUGCCCAAAUCCGAUCGAUGUUCCGGUUCCCGGAAAGUACCGAAGUGCAUUUCCAGUGUGACAUAGGGCUGUGCAGGGGGUCGUGUCCGGAACCGGUGUGUCUCGAAGGGGUUACUUCCAGGGCUUUAACCACGGACGAAGGUAUCCUGAUGGCGGCUACCAGCGUGUUCGUCCUUAACCCUGGCGACGCUCCCAUCGUCCAGGAGCUCUGCGACGAAGGUGGCGUCCGUCCAUACUGGUUACUGUGGCUUUGUGUAGCACUAGGAGUCCUCUUUCUUAUCAUGUUGAUCAUUAACAUAUUCCUGUGUUCAGCGAUGACUUGUGCUUGUGCCAGGACGGAAAUUAUAGAGAAGGAGCCUAGUAUUAUAGAGGAUUACGAUCCGUACAGGUCCUGGCAUGGCAGUCAGUAUGGAUCGAGGUACUCAUUAAACGGUCCUCCCCAAAACCCCAAAGGCUACACUUCUGGCGGAUCGACGAUGAACUCCACCAGGUCAGUGUCGUCGCACAGCGACCAUUACGCUAUAGUGCAUUCAAGGCCUGGCAGCCGCUACAAGCACAGGGGGCCGCCGUCCCACGUGGGCAGCCACUAUAGUGGGAAGUAAACCUUGUGUUCACCGUUGAAGACUCGAACAAGUGUAGAAUAAGUUCAUAAUAAGUGCAAUUACCAUGUAACGAUAAGCGAUAUUUAUGCGAUGUACUUUGUACAAGAAUCAUUUUGUUAAGCGAUAACACUGUAACGACGCCGUCCAUUUGGUCCAGUUUAACAAUAGCAGUAGCUUUACGAUUUAACUGUAGCUUUAAUUUUGUAAAUUCUAAAAUUGUGGACUUUGUAAAGAGAACUGAUUAAAACUUAUGUAAAUAUACAAUUAUUUUGGA
Molecule: messenger RNA, 1669 nt
Organism: Zophobas morio
Lineage: Eukaryota; Metazoa; Arthropoda; Insecta; Coleoptera; Tenebrionidae
Exons: 5
Coding region: 121-1395 (424 amino acids)
Source: RefSeq, a predicted model, not a curated record